Melospiza melodia melodia is the source of this 2215-nucleotide messenger RNA. RefSeq names its product RasGEF domain family member 1B (gene RASGEF1B). NCBI's taxonomy places the organism in Eukaryota, Metazoa, Chordata, Aves, Passeriformes, Passerellidae. The record is from RefSeq and is a predicted model, not a curated record. Gene Ontology annotation, biological process: Ras protein signal transduction; positive regulation of GTPase activity. Gene Ontology annotation, cellular component: plasma membrane. The coding region runs from base 136 to 1557 and encodes 473 amino acids. The transcript has 14 exons. Gene Ontology annotation, molecular function: guanyl-nucleotide exchange factor activity.
CGGCGCUCCGCCCGCCGCCGGCACAGUCCGUGCGGAGCCGAGCCGUGCUGUCCUGUGCCCUGUCGGGGAUGAUGAGUGCGUGAGAGCCGUAAAGCAGCGUCUGGGGCCGGGAGCACCUGCCGCUUCCAGGGCAAGAUGCCACAGACACCUCCCUUUGCAGCCAUGUUUGACAGCAGCAGCUACAACAGGAACCUGUAUCAGUCAAAAGAGGACAACUGUGGAGGGCUCUAUUACCAUGACAACAAUCUCCUGUCGGGGUCUCUGGAAGCUCUGAUCCAGCACCUGGUACCCAACGUGGAUUACUAUCCUGAUAGGACGUACAUCUUCACCUUCCUGCUCAGCUCCCGCCUCUUCAUGCACCCGUAUGAGCUCAUGGCCAAGGUCUGCCAGCUGUGCACUGAGCAGCAGAGGCUCAGCGAGCCUGGCCUGGACAAGAACUGGACCCAGAAAAUUGCACCAAAAAUCCUGCAGUUGUUGACUGAGUGGACAGAGACUUUUCCUUAUGAUUUCCGAGAUGAAAGAAUGAUGAGGAACUUAAAGGAGCUGGCACAAAGAAUAGCCAGUGGGGAUGAGAUGUACAGGAAGAGCGUGCAGCAGCUUCUCCAGACCCUGCUCCGCAAGCUGGCCGCCGUGACCCAGUACGAGGAGGUGCUGGCCAAAAUCGAUGCCUCCACAUCCACAGAUCGCCUCACACUCCUGAAAACCAAGCCCCAGUCCGUGCAGAGGGACAUAAUCACGGUCUGCAAUGAUCCCUAUGUGUUAGCUCAGCAGCUGACACACAUAGAGCUCGAGAGACUCAAUUAUAUUGGACCAGAGGAAUUUAUCCAGGCGUUUGUGCAAAAGGAUCCUUUGAAUAAUGACAAGAGCUGCUAUGGGGAGCGAAAGAAGACUCGGAAUCUUGAAGCCUAUGUGGAGUGGUUUAACAGGCUCAGUUACUUGGUUGCAACAGAAAUCUGCAUGCCUGUGAAGAAGAAGCACAGAGCAAGAGUGAUAGAAUAUUUCAUCGAUGUGGCACGGGAAUGUUUCAACAUUGGCAACUUCAACUCCUUAAUGGCUAUUAUUUCUGGCAUGAACAUGAGUCCCGUGUCUCGAUUAAAGAAAACCUGGGCAAAAGUGAAGACAGCCAAAUUUGAUAUUCUUGAGCAUCAGAUGGACCCUUCCAGCAAUUUUUACAAUUACCGAACUGCCCUGCGCGGAGCGACUCAGAGGUCCCUGACAGCUCACAGCAACAGAGAGAAGAUCGUGAUACCUUUCUUCAGCCUCUUGGUCAAAGAUAUUUACUUCCUCAACGAGGGUUGUGCCAAUCGCCUUCCCAAUGGCCACGUCAAUUUUGAGAAAUUUUGGGAACUGGCAAAACAAGUCAGUGAAUUUAUGACAUGGAAGCAAGUGGAGUGUCCUUUUGAAAGGGAUUGGAAGAUUCUGCAGUACUUGCUCUCUGUCCCAGUCUUCAGUGAUGAUGCACUUUACUUGGCUUCCUAUGAAAGUGAAGGUCCUGAGAACCACAUUGAAAAGGACAGAUGGAAGACGCUAAGGUCAGCGCUUCUGGGCAGAGUCUAGAGCACACCCUGUCUGCUGUUGCUGUGUUACACGGAUUGCCAAGGGCCAUGGCUUGGUUUACUUUUCUGUGCGCUGAGUGGCACUCAGAAUGAUGAAAGAUGUGCAGUCAGUUGCAAUAUUGUGGCAGCAAAGAUGAAAGAAGUUAAUUCAAGAACAAACAGGCGACUUCACCCAUCUGACAGAUGAGAUAAAAUCACAGCCUACUCAUCUGGGAUUCAGGCUGAAGUAUUGAUUGAGAAUCCUUUGAAGAUCUCAGAUGCUGCCUAUGAAUCAUUUCACACCUGGAUGGAAUAUUCUUUCCUUUCCUUUUGCUGCAGCUUGCUGCUGCAAGGACUCUGCAGAGCUGCUAGAAGGACUCACAGGAGGCUACAGAGGGGAAAUGUUCACUGUUCCUUUCAGUGAAACCCAAGUCUGCAUUGAAGAGCUCUCAUUCCUAAUAAGCUGAAUAUAUCCCAGAAGUUUGGGAUUGCUAAGAAGGGAAAGGACUGGACAAAAGAAUUGGCUGCUGAGGAGAAUUUCUCCCUACCACUGUAAUGGUGGCUGGGUUUUUUGUCUUUUUCCAAUGUGUUUUUGAGUUGGCUGCUGGCAGGCAAACUCAUUAUUAUUUUAAGUUAUUUAAAAAAUAUAAAGUAAUAAAAAUCUAAGCUGUGGUAGAAAA